Gossypium raimondii (Peruvian cotton) is the source of this 3694-nucleotide messenger RNA. RefSeq names its product leucine-rich repeat receptor-like protein kinase TDR. Gene Ontology annotation, molecular function: ATP binding; protein kinase activity; protein binding. NCBI's taxonomy places the organism in Eukaryota, Viridiplantae, Streptophyta, Magnoliopsida, Malvales, Malvaceae. The coding region runs from base 307 to 3438 and encodes 1043 amino acids. The record is from RefSeq and is a predicted model, not a curated record. The transcript has 2 exons. Gene Ontology annotation, biological process: protein phosphorylation.
AGAAAUAAAGAGAAAGAGAUAUUGAAGUUGUUGCAAAUAAAGAGAAACAUGUAGCAGUAGAAAAAGCAGAAAGAAAUUGAUUAUAUAGUAUACAAGGAAGUUGAAGUUGUAGUUUCUCUCAUCUCUUUCUUUAUUUCACAAUUUCUUUGCUGUUACCAAUCAAGGAAAAAAAACAUAAGUAAAUGAUAAUGAUGAAACCUCCCAUGCACCCAGCAACCUGAGAGAGCAUGAAUCUCUCUCCAUCAAACCCUCCUUUCCCUUAAAUUUACCUUCUGUAAACACCAAGCUUCUCUAAAACAGCUCCAUAUGUCUUUCACUUCCCUAUUUCACAUAACCAUGAAGAAACCUCCUUUUCUCCCAUCUCUGCUCCCAUUUUUCUUGUAUUUACUGACAUCAUCUCUGCUUGUCUUCUCGGCUUCUGCAUCACCACCUCCACUCCCUUUGGUUUCUCUUCUGUCGUUAAAAUCAUCCCUCAAAGACCCUCUUUCAAGUUUUGGAGAUUGGGACCCUACUCCCACGUUUUCCAAGCCUAGUUUUGAAGACCCGGUUUGGUGUGCAUGGUCAGGUGUCAAGUGCAAUCCUAAAACAGCUCAAGUCACGUCUCUUGAUCUCUCUCGUCGCAAUCUCUCUGGUGUUAUUCCCCCGGAAAUAAGGUAUUUGACUGGCUUGGUGAACUUGAAUUUAAGUGGGAAUUACUUUGAUGGGCCUCUCCAACCAGCUAUUUUUAAACUCAGUGAACUUAGAACUCUUGAUAUAAGCCACAACUCCUUCAACUCAACGUUCCCGCCCGGGGUUUCUAAGCUUAGGUUCUUGAAAGUCUUCAAUGCAUACAGCAACAAUUUCAGGGGUCCAUUACCGCAAGAGUUUGUACGGUUACGGUUCUUGGAACAGCUCAAUCUUGGGGGCAGCUACUUUGAAGGUGAAAUACCAGCUGGUUAUGGAAGCUUUACCAGGUUAAAGCUGCUUGACUUGGCAGGGAAUGCACUACAAGGCACUUUACCGCGUCAACUUGGGUUCUUGACUCAGCUUGAGCGCAUAGAGAUUGGCUACAAUGCUUUUUCAGGCACCAUACCAGUAGAAUUUGCACUGUUACCCAACCUCAAGUACUUGGACAUCUCGAAUUGUACUCUUUCAGGUUCACUUCCGAAAGAACUCAGCAAUUUAACUAAGUUAGAAGUUUUGUACUUUUUCAAGAACAGCUUCACAGGUGAAAUCCCGGAGAGCUACACCAAGUUGAAAGCUCUCAAGGUCCUUGAUUUAUCCGACAACCAACUCAGUGGAACAAUUCCAGAAGGGUUAUCUUCCUUAACGGAGCUAACAUGGUUGAGCUUAAUUAACAACAACCUUUCUGGUACAAUCCCAGAAGGCAUCGGUGAGUUAACAAAUCUCAGCACUUUACUUCUCUGGAACAACAACCUGAGCGGCAUUCUCCCACAGAAACUAGGUUCAAAUGGGAAGUUGCUAAGUCUUGAUGUCUCGUCGAACUCUCUCACGGGUCCAAUUCCUCCAAAUCUUUGCUAUGGAAACAGGCUUUUCAAGCUCAUCCUUUUUAACAACAUGUUCACGCAUGAGCUCCCGGCAAGCCUUGUAAACUGCACGUCACUCUCAAGGUUCCGAAUCCAAAACAACCUUCUCAACGGUACCAUCCCAUAUGGCUUCGGACUCCUAACAAACCUUACGUUCGUGGACAUGAGUAAGAACAACUUCACCGGUGAGAUUCCUCAUGAUCUUGGCUAUGCACCAACUUUACAGUUCCUCAACAUCUCCGAGAACUCUUUCAACGUCGCAUUGCCGAGCAACAUUUGGGGUGCACCGAGCUUGCAGAUUUUCUCGGCCAGUUCAGCCAAGCUAACAGGCAAAAUCCCAGACUUCAUCGGCUGUAAAAACGUGUACAAAAUCGAGCUCCAAGGUAAUUCUCUAAACGGAAGCAUCCCCUGGGACAUUGAUCAUUGUGAAAAGCUCUUGUCUUUGAAUUUAAGCCGCAAUUUAUUUACUGGAAUAAUUCCAUGGGAAAUAUCGACGCUUCCUUCAAUAACUGCAGUUGAUCUUUCCCGUAAUAUGCUCACUGGAACUAUCCCUUCGAACUUCGAAAACUGUAGCACUUUAGAAAAUUUCAAUGUCUCCUAUAAUUUGCUAACCGGCCCGAUCCCAUCGUCCGGUCCAAUAUUUCCCAACUUACACCCUUCCUCAUUUUCCGGCAACGACGGACUUUGCGGCAGAAUUUUAGCGAAACCGUGCCCGGCUGAGGCGUUGGCCUCAGGUGACAUGGAAGUUCGUAACAAGCAGCAGCAGCCAAAGAAAACGGCUGGAGCUAUCGUUUGGAUUAUGGCAGCCGCUUUCGGGAUUGGUUUGUUUGUUCUCGUAGCUGGGACCCGUUGUUUCCAUGCAAAUUACAGCCGUAGGUUCAGCGACGAUCGCGAAAUCGGUCCGUGGAGAUUGACCGCUUUCCAGCGGUUGAAUUUCACGGCUGAUGAUGUGCUAGAGUGCCUGUCCAUGACGGAUAAGAUCAUAGGGAUGGGUUCCACGGGAACAGUGUACAAAGCAGAGAUGCCAGGUGGCGAGAUCAUAGCGGUGAAGAAGCUAUGGGGUAAGCACAAAGACAACAUCAGACGGAGGAAAGGGGUGUUGGCGGAGGUGGACGUGCUGGGGAACGUGAGGCACCGUAACAUAGUGAGGUUGUUAGGGUGUUGCAGCAACAGGGAGUGCACGAUGCUGCUCUACGAGUACAUGCCAAACGGGAACUUGGACGACUUGUUGCAUGGUAAGAAUAAAGGGGAGAACUUGGUGGCGGAUUGGGUGACAAGGUACAAAAUCGCUCUUGGAGUGGCUCAAGGUAUUUGUUAUCUUCACCAUGACUGUGAUCCGGUGAUCGUCCACCGUGAUCUCAAGCCCAGUAAUAUUUUAUUGGACGGUGAGAUGGAGGCCAGAGUGGCAGAUUUCGGGGUUGCCAAGUUGAUCCAAAGUGACGAGUCCAUGUCCGUCAUUGCUGGGUCCUAUGGCUACAUUGCUCCAGAAUAUGCUUAUACUCUCCAAGUUGAUGAAAAGAGUGAUAUCUACAGCUUUGGGGUGGUGUUGAUGGAGAUUUUAAGUGGAAAAAAAUCGGUGGAUUCAGAAUUUGGAGAUGGGAACAGCAUUGUUGAUUGGGUGAGGUCUAAAAUCAAGAACAAAAACGGAGUUAUUGACAUUUUGGAUAAAAAUGCAGGGGCAUCAUGUGCAUCGGUGAGGGAAGAAAUGAUGCAGAUGCUUAGAAUUGCAUUGCUAUGCACCAGCCGGAACCCGGCGGACCGGCCGUCGAUGAGGGAUGUGGUGCUGAUGCUGCAAGAAGCCAAACCCAAGAGGAAAAUGCUGGAAAGUGUAGUUAAUGGAGGCAAUGUGGUUCGUGUUGGUGCUGAUGGGACUGACGAUUCUUUAGCACAAAAGGCUACUGUCGAAUGUUAAUAUAUGAUUAUUUUUACGAGGGUUUCUUUCUUUCUUUCUUUCUUUUUUUUUUUUUUGUGGCGGGGUUAUUUUUAAAAAUGGUGGGGAAUUGGUAUAGGAGAAGCGAUUUUCUUUUUUCAUUUUCCUUUUUAUUUUAAUGGAAUUUUCAAGUGUUAUUGCUCUAAUUUCUCUGGUGUUAUCUUUGAAUCAGUACUAUUAUGACAUUGAUAUUGCAGCUUAAUUAUAUUUGAAGAGUGCUAAUGAUGUUUACCACUAA